AUGGCGCCUUGCACGGAAACGGUGAUGCAAAAGUCCGCUCUGGAGAACGUCGUGCUCAAGCAGUCGGAACCGUACGAGAGGAUCUUCGUUUGGCGGAACGUCGUCAAGAUCUCCCUGGUGCACCUCAUGGCGCUGUACGGCUGCUACGAGUACUUCUACAGCAUGUGGCAGACGCACAUCUUCGGCACCAUCAUUCUCAUCUUCUCUGGCAUCAGCGUCACGGCUGGAGCCCACAGACUCUGGUGCCACAGGGCGUACAAAGCGAAGAUGCCUUUGAGGAUCUUCCUAAUGAUCUUUAACUGCAUGGCAGCUCAGAACGACAUUCACGAGUGGGUCCGCGACCACCGCGUGCACCACAAGUACUCGGAGACGGACGCGGACCCGCACAACGUGAACCGUGGCUUCUUCUUCGCCCACGUGGGCUGGCUGUUCCUUAGGAAGCACCCGCUAGUCACCAAAAAGGGCAAGGCCAUAGACUGCAGCGACGUCCUGGCGGACCCCGUGGUCAGGUUUCAGAUGAGGUACUACAUGCUCCUGGUGACGCUGUUCUCCUUCUACUUGCCGACGGUGAUACCUCACUACCUCUGGGGAGAGUCGUACUGGAACGCCUUCUUCACGGUCACCAUGCUCAGACUGGUGCUCUCGCUCAACUUCACCUGGUCGGUAAACAGCUUCGCGCACCUCUGGGGCACCAAGCCCUUCGACAAGGACAUCUCGCCCGUCGAAACGCCCUGGGUGUCCUUCUUCGCCGUCGGCGAAGGAUUUCACAACUACCACCACACUUUUCCCAUGGACUACUCGACAAGCGAGCUGGGAUGGAAGUUCAACAUGAGUACCAUGUUCAUCGACAUCAUGGCCGCGUGUGGACAGGCGUACGACCUCAAGUCUACCCCUAAGGAAAUCAUCGAGAGCAGGAAGCUGAGGACGGGAGACGGGAGUCGACUGCCCAACAAGGAAUAUGUGAAGGUGGUCUCCAAGCAACAGGGUUGA
Molecule: messenger RNA, 990 nt
Organism: Ixodes scapularis (black-legged tick)
Lineage: Eukaryota; Metazoa; Arthropoda; Arachnida; Ixodida; Ixodidae
Product: stearoyl-CoA desaturase 5
Exons: 4
Coding region: 1-990 (329 amino acids)
Biological process (GO): unsaturated fatty acid biosynthetic process
Cellular component (GO): endoplasmic reticulum membrane
Molecular function (GO): stearoyl-CoA 9-desaturase activity; iron ion binding
Source: RefSeq, a predicted model, not a curated record